Molecule: messenger RNA, 1364 nt
Organism: Dothidotthia symphoricarpi CBS 119687
Lineage: Eukaryota; Fungi; Ascomycota; Dothideomycetes; Pleosporales; Dothidotthiaceae
Product: NAD(P)-binding protein
Exons: 2
Coding region: 251-1354 (367 amino acids)
Molecular function (GO): oxidoreductase activity
Source: RefSeq, a predicted model, not a curated record
CGGCGACGUUCACCUGUUCCACUUUUUCUGUGCCCCAUCGAGGAACUUGUUCGAAUAGAAAUAAAAUUGCCCGUAAUGCCCACACCGCCCUUUUCGCAACACCGUCGAGACUGGUUGAACGAGGUUUUUGAGAUAUUUACGAAGAAAGAUCAGAGCAAAGGGUUGAAGAAAACGACUGCGAAUAGCAUCCAGAAAGGAAAUUUCCAAAGUGUAACCUUGAAAGCUUGCGAUUCGGCUGUUGAUUUGAAAGAUGGUGCUUCCGCAAAAGAUCAAGCAGUGGCUUACCGACCAGGACGGACUUGAUAAGUUGAGACUGGAAGAGACGAAUUGUUCCAUACCAGGUGAAGAUGAGGUGCUUGUGGAAAUUCAUUCUGUUAGUUUGAAUUAUCGGGACACUGAGGUUUGCAUGGGUCUCUAUAAUCAUCACAAUUCCGUCGAGCAAUUACCUGCAGUCGUACCUUGCAGCGACAUGUGUGGUAUCGUUGUUGCAGUCGGUCCAGUGUCUAAGAACUCUUCUGAUCCCUACAAAAACCCGGCAUUCGGUCUUCAAAUCGGUGAUCGAGUCAUGAGUACUUUCGCGCAGACCCAUCUCACAGGUCAAAUCGAAGCCAAAGAUCUGGGGAGCGGCCUCGGAGGUCCAGCACCUGGAGUGCUCACCCAGUACCGUGUGUUCCCCACUUACGGCCUUGUGAAGGUUCCUGAAUACAUGUCCGACGAUGAGGCAGCAUGUCUCUCUAUCGCUGCAAUGACUGCAUGGAUGAGUCUGAACUGUAUGCGCUCCAAUGGGGAAAUCAUUGGCAAAGGCGAAACGGUUGUAUGCCAAGGAACCGGAGGAGUCUCCAUCUCGGCAGCUCAGAUUGCUUCCGCGGCCGGCGCGCACACUAUCGUCACUUCCUCUAGCGACGAGAAAUUGCAACGCGCAGCCCAACUCGGCGCGAAAGAUGUAAUCAAUUACCGUACCAACCCUAACUGGGAUGCCAUAGUUCUUGAGAAAACCUCAACCCGCGGCGCCGAUAUUGUGAUCGAAGUUGGCGGCGCCACGACUCUCCGCAAGUCCUUUGAGUGCGUGCGAUUCGGCGGUCUGAUUGCAUGCAUUGGAUAUUUGAGUGGCAAGCAAGAUGAAGAGGGGGACAGAACGAAUACCAACUUGCUGUGCUUGAAGAGGAACGUUACGUUGAAGGGUAUUCUUAAUGGGCCAAGGGACGAACUGGAGAGGAUGUUGAGGUUCUAUGAGCAAAAGCAGAUCAGGCCGGUCGUUGAUCGAACUUUCACGUUUGACGAGGCGAAUGAAGCGCUACAUUAUCUGUUUAGUGGAGGACAUUUUGGAAAAGUUGUUAUCAAGGUAAAGGCCUGAGUUGGACGAG